GUGCUGGGUCUGGCGCGCUGUCAGAGGACGCGCGCGGGUAGGGGGCGUUCUCAGUGUCUGUGGCUGCCGAGCCGGCGGCGGCGCAGAGUUAACCCGGCCCGGAGCGUGCGUUGCAGACCAGGACCUUGUCCAGCUGAGCUCUCCGCGGUCCGUCCGGCCUCGGUCCUCCCGCGUCAGGGCCGCGGAACGGUGCAGACUCUCUCCGCAUUCCUGUGCCCAGGCUCGGAGGCCGCGUCCCUACGAGCGACUCAGCCUUGUACCCUCCUCCCUGGGGCGCGUGGUCCUUCCGGGGUGGGCUCGGGGGGCGGCAGCAGGGAGACCGUCAAGGUUCGGUCCUGCCUCCGGCAGCCUGCAUGAAACAGCGCGGAAUGGCCUCCGGGAUCCGGACAGCUUCGUGUUGGGGAUUAUUGUCAUUCAAGGAUAUAUCGAUGGACUUCACCUGGGAAGAAUGGCAGUUGCUGGAUUCUGCGCAGAAGUACCUGUACAGGGAUGUGAUACUGGAAAACUAUCGCAACUUGGUAUCUGUGGGGUAUCAUGGCACCAAACCUGACUUAGUCUUCAAGUUGGAGCAAGGAGACGAGCCGUGGAUAAUAAAUGCCAAAGUUUCUCGUCGGAGAUGUCCAGAAGCUUGGAAAGAAUGGUACCAGAAAAAUCAAGAUGCGCUUGAAAGUGUUGAGAGAAACUCUGCUUGUAAUGCAUUUGUUAAACUUCAUCUGAACAAAACACAUAUUUCUUCAAGACAAAGGCUCCAGAAGUAUAAUACACAUGGAAAAAGUUUGACACAAAACUCAGGUUUAACCAGAAGCUAUCUAAGAAAGAAUGCUGAUAAGUUACGUGGAUAUGAACAAUCAUAUUUUCUUAAGCAUCAAAGAGCUCAUAGUAUAGAAAAAAACUGUAUCUGUGGUGAAUGCGGAAAAGCUUUUCGUUGCAAAUCACAGCUCAUUGUACAUCUCAGAAUUCAUACAGGAGAGAGACCUUACGAAUGCACUAAGUGUGAGAGAGCCUUCAGCGCCAAGUCAAACCUGAAUGCUCACCAGAGAGUUCACACAGGAGAGAAGCCCUACUCGUGCAGUGAGUGUGGGAAAGUCUUCUCUUUCAGGUCACAGCUCAUUGUCCACCAGGAAGUUCACACAGGAGGGAAACCUUAUGGUUGCGGUGAAUGUGGGAAAGCCUACAGCUGGAAAUCCCAGCUCAUUUUACACCAGAGAAGUCAUACGGGAGUGAAGCCCUAUGAAUGCAGCGAAUGUGGGAAAGCCUUUAGUUUGAAGUCACCGUUCAUUGUACACCAGAGAACUCACACGGGAGUGAAACCCCAUAAAUGCAACGAAUGUGGGAAAGCCUUUAGGAGUAAAUCAUACCUGCUCGUUCACAUAAGAAUGCACACGGGAGAGAAGCCCUAUCAAUGCAGCGAUUGUGGGAAAGCCUUCAACAUGAAGACACAGCUUGUUGUCCAUCAGGGAACUCACACAGGAAAUAACCCUUAUCAGUGCAGUGAAUGUGGGAAGGCCUUCGGUCGGAAGGAACAGCUCACUGCCCACCUGAGAGCUCACGCAGGAGAGAAGCCCUACGGGUGCAGUGAAUGCGGAAAGGCGUUCAGCAGCAAAUCAUACCUUGUCAUACACAGGAGAACGCACACCGGGGAGAGGCCCUAUGAAUGUAGUUUCUGUGAGAGAGCCUUUUGUGGGAAGUCACAGCUCAUCAUACAUCAGAGAACUCACUCGACAGAGAAGCCCUAUGAGUGCAGUGAAUGUGAGAAAGCCUAUCCUCGGAAGGCGUCGCUUCAGAUCCACCAGAAGACUCACUCAGGAGAAAAGCCAUUCAAAUGCAGUGAGUGCGGUAAAGCCUUCACCCAGAAGUCAUCUCUUAGUGAACAUCAGAGAGUCCAUACAGGAGAGAAACCAUGGAAAUGUUCUGAAUGUGGGAAAUCCUUCUGUUGGAAUUCAGGGCUCCGCAUACAUAGAAAAACUCACAAGUGAAAUUAGAAUGAAGUAGAUAUUAGAGGCACUCUAAAAAAAUGUACUCCUUAGGAGACUUCGGGUGAUAAUAUAGACAGGCUAUAUAAGCAGGAAGUUCUAAAAAUAUACAUAUAAGUAAUAUAGGAGAGAAACCAAUCAUAUUUGGAAUGAGUGUGCAAAACCUUUUAGAAAUGUCACAUACAAGCUUUAUAGAUAAGAAUAAUGGAAGGAAUUGAGCAGUAACUGUAUCAAAUGUAGUGGCAUCAUGACGCUUUAAUUUGGACAAUUCUGAAAACACUAUAAACUCAAUAAAUUGGGAAAGCUUUUUCCCAUAGAAAGUGUGUUAUGUGGAGGGUCAGAUUCCAGAUUUGAAGCUACGUUUUAGAGGGAAGGAAAUAAUUAUAAACUUAAGACUUUUUCAUAAUGAAAUAUAAAGUUUUUUAUUUUAAUAUGUAAAUAAAGUGUCAGGGAAACAGAAGUAACAUAUUCUGCAGGUUAUGGGAUAUUUAGUGUGACUUUCCUGAGCAACACUGAAUAGCAUUUUUAAAAAUUUUGGUAUUUUAUUUUUUAAUGUAAUUUGUUAU
This is a messenger RNA of Pteronotus mesoamericanus, 2539 nucleotides long. It is a transcript of the gene ZNF26, whose product is annotated as zinc finger protein 26. The transcript has 4 exons. Lineage: Eukaryota; Metazoa; Chordata; Mammalia; Chiroptera; Mormoopidae. The coding region runs from base 354 to 1976 and encodes 540 amino acids. Gene Ontology annotation, biological process: regulation of DNA-templated transcription. The record is from RefSeq and is a predicted model, not a curated record.